Messenger RNA from Melitaea cinxia (Glanville fritillary), 679 nucleotides. RefSeq names its product small nuclear ribonucleoprotein F (gene SmF). Gene Ontology annotation, cellular component: catalytic step 2 spliceosome; U1 snRNP. The coding region runs from base 136 to 402 and encodes 88 amino acids. The transcript has 3 exons. Gene Ontology annotation, molecular function: RNA binding. The record is from RefSeq and is a predicted model, not a curated record. Gene Ontology annotation, biological process: spliceosomal snRNP assembly; mRNA splicing, via spliceosome. Lineage: Eukaryota; Metazoa; Arthropoda; Insecta; Lepidoptera; Nymphalidae.
CUAACUACCAUUAUAUACUCUUUGGUACUAACAACUAAAAACACAUCUGUCAAUUUCUGGCUUUCUACAACGACGCGCUUAUUAUCGCUUUGCGACUUUUAAUUUUUUUAAAUAUUAUUACGAUAAACUACGAAAAUGGCGGCUUCUAUGCCAAUUAACCCUAAACCAUUCCUAAACAGUUUAACCGGCAAAUCAGUUCUUGUUAAAUUGAAGUGGGGUCACGAAUACAAAGGUUUAUUAGUAUCGGCUGAUGGAUAUAUGAACUUACAAUUAGCUAACACUGAAGAAAUUGUUGACGGGUCAUGUACAGGCAAUCUUGGAGAAGUACUUAUCAGGUGUAAUAAUGUACUAUAUGUUAGAGGAGCGGAGGAAGAAGAUGAAGAGGGUGAAAUGAAAGAAUAGAUUAAGUUAAAAAUUAUAUUUAUAUUCAAAUUUUCAAAACCAUACAACUUACCUUUACUUAUUCCAAGAAAACAAUCAUCUAUUUAUCUUUGAUAGCUAGAGAUUGGAGCCUAAACGAAAAGUUAAAUAAACAGAAUAUUUUCCAAUAAAACAAUACUGUAAGUCACAUAUUAGGGUAUUGUUAAUUUAAGAUUAAAGUAACUAUAUUAGUUGCAACUAUUUCCAACAUAUGUAAUGAAAAUGUGAUUUUCCCCUCUAAAUAUAAGGUUUAAUAAUA